Messenger RNA from Dracunculus medinensis (Guinea worm), 645 nucleotides. The record is from the annotation of a GenBank genome assembly. NCBI's taxonomy places the organism in Eukaryota, Metazoa, Nematoda, Chromadorea, Rhabditida, Dracunculidae.
AUGCUCGUGAUAACUGGUAAAGGAAGAGCAGGAAGCGAUAGAGAAAAAAUCUGUAAUAUUCCAUUUCAUAUGUCUAUUCGCUUUGAUGAAGGAAAGGCAAGCCUUUUUUUUUCUACUUCAAUAAGUAAUUGGUUAUUGUUCUGCUAUGAAAAUUUGAAGAUAGUAUUUAAUGCAUUUGAAAAUGAGAAAUGGGGUGAAGAAGAACGCAAAGAGAAUCCAUUCAAGAGAGACCAGUUUAUUGAUAUUAUAAUCCGCGUCCAUGAGCAAGAUUUCGAGAUUACAUGUGAUCGAAGAGAAUUGGCUAAUUUCAAGCAUCGUUUACCGAUUUCGUUGAUCGAAGGCAUUCAGUUCGAUGGAGGCUUUUAUCCACAUGAAAUCAUAGAUUUCAUGGGGCGAUAUUAUGUUAAUGAUUUUUCCUUGAUUUGUCUUGAGAAAUAUUCAAGAAGUAUGCUUUUCCGAGAACCAAUUCCAUAUGAAAUUACAAUGCCAAAAGAAUGGGAAGGAUUAUCAAUUCUAGGGCGACCAAAACGAGAUGCUUCAAGAUUCUUUAUAAAUUUUUUCAAUAAUAAAAACGAUAUUUUGCUACAAUUCAAUCCAAGAUUCGAUGAAAAUGUUUGUUUAUUUUAUAAAUUAUUAAAUAUUUAA